GAUUGUAGUGUUAUACAUAUUGUUUGAUUAGUGUGCGAUCUGUGUUCAGGAGAAGAUCGGUGUGUAUGGUUAUAUGAACGAAACCGGUCGGCAAAGUUCUACAUGAAAGUGGACUCUGUCGAACUUAUUCUGUUUAAUCACAAAUGGAUUAUUACAAUUUAAAUACGUCGUCAACUGAUGUCAGUCCAACCACAACCCCAUGCGGGACCCCUUUGAGUGGAGCCCCAAAGUAUGGAACUGUUAUACCUAACAGAAUAUUUGUUGGUGGAAUAGCAGCUAACACUACCGAGCAAGAGUUGAAGCAGUUUUUCUCUGCUUAUGGAGCUGUAAAAGAUUCCAAAAUAAUUGCAGAUCGAGCAGGUGUUUCAAAGGGUUAUGGGUUUAUAACAUUUGAAAAUCAAGAAGAUGCCGACCGUAUUAUCAAGAAGGAGGUGAGUGUAGAAUCAGACAACUUAGUAUUCCGUGACAGAAAGUUGAACAUUGGACCAGCUAUUCGAAAGCAGCAAGUUUUGCCAAGGGCUUUCGAGUCGCCCGUGUCCCCGGGAGCUGUUAUGUUUUCCAAUGGAGUUCCAUACACCUACCAAAAUGGGAUGGCUGUCUUUGCAUCACCAGAAACUGGUUAUGCCGUACCUCAAGCACAGCCACAGACAGCAUUGAUGGUUCCACAGACUCCACCACUGUACCUGCAGCAGCCAUAUACAUAUCAGAUGCCUAUGUCAUAUGCUAAUAUACAGACCUCUCCACAGUGGGCAGCAACUGCGGCAGCCGCAGCAGCAAGUCAAUGGCGCUACAUGACUCAGAGUCCCACUACAGCCCUGACAGCCACUGCCAACCCCUACAUGAUUGCCAUGCAGCCAGACUUCAUGUACGCUCAGAUACCCCAGUACCAGACCGCUGACAUGGGAGACACCACCACUAUGUUUGAUGGUACGGCUGGGGUUGAGGGCAGCAUCUUACCAGUGGAGGAAAGCUUGCAGGCAGCCAACAAGUCAACCGUCUAUGUUACUGAGGGUCUGACGAGCCCGGUGCAUGGGGCCAAUCUGGCGGCCGCCACACUGGGCUGCUAUGGGAGUCUACCCCUGCCUGUAGUCUCUGGUUAUGAACCUGUACAAAUGACUGCUUGCAAUUCUGUGCCAGUAACCAACAAUGCAGUACCAAUUGCGAAUGCUACUAGCAGCAUAACAACGUCUGCUAACUUCUCUACAGUGUCCGCCUCAAAUUCUAGCACGCCUUUGUCCAUUCGCACAGUGAGCUCACCUUCCCAUGUAGUUACUAGCCUCUCGUCAAAACAACUUCCCUCUGUUUGCAAUGUGAAUGUUGCUCCUUACAAAAAACCCUUGACAACUAUUUCAAGGAGAGCGGCUUACUCAACACCAACAUUUCUGGUUAGAAAUGGUAAUAAAGUUCAGUGUGUGAUGGUUCCUCAAAAGUCUCUGACCCAGGGGCAUUUCACAUUUUUUCCCCGCCCACCUGAUUCUAUUACCCCACCGGGUGGGUCACAUAUUUAGAAUAACUGUAUUUAAAGGCCUGGUAUGCAAAUGUUAAUCAAAAUGAGUAAAAACCUGCUUCUAAUAGAUUUAUUUUGUAUCAAAUGGCCAUUCUUGUUAUUGUUGCUUUAUUGUUCAUGCAUAAUGAAAAUGUUAAAUUGUUGAGUGAUUCAAAGUUUUUUCAUUAUUUGGUGACUGCAGAUUGGAUAUUGAUUAUAUAAAAAGCAUUGUUGUAAAAUUGUAAUGGAUCAAUUGGUUCAAUCACACACUGUUCUGUGCGACUUUAACUUCCAAAUGGAUUCUGGAUUUAUUUUUUUUGUAUUUGCAAUAGGCACUGCAAUGUACAUUUGUGUUGGUUUUGCAUUAUUUUGGAAUGCUGACAUUGAAGCAGAAUUGUUUGGGAUUUUAAUUCUGCAUUUGAAUGUCGUUAUUAUAUGUACAUAAUUAUAUGUGAGAGAAGUUGAAAACAUUGACAACAGUUUUAUUAGCUCGACUGUUUUCGGAGAAGACACGAGGUAUUGUCAUAGCCAGCUCGUCGUCCGCGUCGUGCAAAAACCUUUACAUUUUGUUAAGGUUUUGAACAUUGGCUCUUAAAUCAAAGUGCUUCAACCUACAACUUUGAAACUUCACAUGUAGCUGCACCUUGAUGAGUUCUACAUGCCACACCCAUUUUAAGGUCACUAGGUCAAAGGUCAAGGUCACUGUGACCUCUAAAAAAAUUAAUAUUACAAGCUUUCAUUUGUUCAAAACUGCACCCACCGCUGAGCGUGGCACCCGUUAUGCAGUGCUCUUGUUAAUUAUUUAAAUUAAUGUAACAUUUAUUGGACGUAAUGGAUCAUGUGUUUAAUGAUUAGGGAAUGCUUUUUUAUUCACUUGUUUGCGCUAAAACUAGGAGAGAAAAACGUACAAUUUUGUAGCAUAAUUAAGUGAGUGCACGUUUCAUAAACUUAGAUGUAAAUAUAUUUUGGAAUGUCCUUUCCUUAAAGAUUAAUAUGCUCAAGAAGUGCCUUGUUUGUAAUUUCAUUUUUCAUGUGUGCUAUGUCAGUAAUAAUCUUAUUCCUCUUAAGUCAUGUAUUAGCAGUGCAUUGUGUUAGCAAAUUUAAUGUUCAAUAAGCAAUUGAGCAUCCAGGAAAUUUGUGUUUAACAUUUUGACUUGUAUCUCAUAAGUUCUGCAAAGUUGUCCUUUGCAUUAAAGGGUGUACAGUGGGAAAACUGGGAUGAACUUGUGUGCAGGGUCUAGCCCCAAAUGAGCACAACAAACAUUUUCAGUCUGAGACAGGCUGUCACUCUGCCUACAGGGAUUUGUUGUCCUGGACAUGGCUGUAUAGCAGACCAAUUGCCCAGGACAAGCAUGAAAACUCAAUGCAGAGUUCAGAUAAAUCUUGUUUUCCCAAGAAAUACGUAAUGUGCUAUUAUGUAGUUCAAGGGAAAAAAAUGAGGGAUGAGGGGAACACCAAUAUAUUUAAAUUUGAAGAGAAGGGGGUGAUAGAAGUUACAAUUGUGUUCUUUUAACUAUCAUUGUUUUGAAAAAGUUAUGAACUUAAUUUGAUAGUACCUGGGAUUCAAUUUUGUUCUUUUAACUAUCAUUUUCUGAAACAAUACCGGUAAGUGAAAUUCACCUGAUCUUUCCCCCUCCUUCUUACAUUUUUACUAGGAAUAACCACUUUUUUACUAAGAAUAACCUAAAUGUUGUACAAGGUUUAGACCUACAUUUUUUUGCUCAUUUUUUAUGUAUACAUACAGAUUUUCAAUCCCAUGGCAAAUUGCCUUUUUGUAUGACAAAGAGCAAUAUUGGCACAUGAUACCAGUUAUGUCUUAGUAAAUUAAUUGAAAUAAAUCUUAGAAACUGUUCAACUUUAGUGACACAUCUCAGUAACUGUAAACGCUGCCUAACUAAUAAAAUUAUAAAAUGUAAAACGGAUCGUUUUCUUUUUUUUAUAAAAGUCUAGAAAUUCUUUGAAUAAAGAUUUACACUCUUAGAUGUUCUGGUUGGUAAAAGUUGUUUGUAUACAAAACCAUUUAUUGUAUUUUUUGUUAAUUAUCUACAUAUCUUAAUGUUAUAUACCUUUUUCUUGAAGUCUAUAGUUUAGUACAUGCUUUUAGUGAUGUGGAAUUAAUUGUAACAUUUACUUGCGUUAUUAAUUAUUUACUCUGCUCGAACUCUUUACAAAUUGUUGUAUGGAACUGUUAAUAUAUAGCUUUUACCUUCUUUCAUACAUGUUCAAUGUUGAAAUGAAUGAUAUUAGAAACUUGAUUUCAACAUCCAAGCCAUUGUAUAUUAUCCAUUAUAUUUCUGUAUAUGUGUGGAUGAAAGAUGUACACAUUAAAAUGUCUGUAAUUUUAUUAAACAAAGAUUAUAUCUAAAAGAUAAUGGAAAUUGUAAUUGUUUCCAGUCAUUAAUAAAUCUUUGGAAAUCAAAA
Messenger RNA from Dreissena polymorpha, 3907 nucleotides. Its product is annotated as deleted in azoospermia protein 2-like. The record is from RefSeq and is a predicted model, not a curated record. NCBI's taxonomy places the organism in Eukaryota, Metazoa, Mollusca, Bivalvia, Myida, Dreissenidae. The coding region runs from base 144 to 1508 and encodes 454 amino acids. The transcript is spliced from 11 exons. Gene Ontology annotation, molecular function: RNA binding.